AUGACAAACGCAUCGUCCGGCCACAAGCAGCGAGCCUCGAAUUCCGACGGCCAGAGCAACCCUAGGUCGCGAGCCCCAAAUCCUCUCUCCCGCCGCGUCGUCCGUGAAACUCAUCGGCAUUUUGAGACAUCCCAGCGAGUUCGAGCUCACAUGGUGACCCUCCUCUGCAUCCGACCUCGAGCCGCGACCGGCGACCUUCACAGCACCACAGAGUCGACCGACCUCGAAAUGCGUUCGAUUGCGUACAUAGAGGAGAGCCUUUUUCAACAAUCAACCAAGCCGAGACAAGGGCACUACGGUGACCGAGCAACCUUUUUCUUCCGAUGUUUGUGUUCCUUUUUUUCCGACACAAUUAUCGAACCUCUGUUAUUGGCAUAUUUUAGAAAACCAUUUGUGAAGCUUCAACCUUUUUGGGCCAAACGGCCGUCACUAGAGCAAACUAAUCGUCUAGCU
Molecule: messenger RNA, 453 nt
Organism: Striga asiatica
Lineage: Eukaryota; Viridiplantae; Streptophyta; Magnoliopsida; Lamiales; Orobanchaceae
Source: the annotation of a GenBank genome assembly